Molecule: messenger RNA, 5413 nt
Organism: Nilaparvata lugens (brown planthopper)
Lineage: Eukaryota; Metazoa; Arthropoda; Insecta; Hemiptera; Delphacidae
Product: ras-related protein Rac1
Exons: 6
Coding region: 476-1054 (192 amino acids)
Biological process (GO): regulation of cell shape; regulation of actin cytoskeleton organization; cortical cytoskeleton organization
Cellular component (GO): cytoskeleton; cytoplasmic vesicle; cell projection
Molecular function (GO): protein kinase binding; GTP binding; GTPase activity
Source: RefSeq, a predicted model, not a curated record
CAAUUUCGGAAACUAUAUUAUUUGUUCCCAUCUUGCAUAUCAAUCAUCAUACUCUAUAAAAUAAGAAAUUAAUUCAUUAAACUAUGAAUCUUUUUUCUAAUUGAAUUGCGUUUAUUUCUAGUUAGCAUUUGUAAUAGUGUGUGAUUUGAUUGAAUGAACGAAGCAGGGCUGCCUAAAAAAAUUAAAUAGCAGUGAGAGUGAGUGAACAAGUGAACAGUUGUGGGUCUCAAUCAUCGGAGAUCUAUUAUUAUUAUUGAUGAUAAUUCUUUUGUGAAUCUUUUGCACAUAUCUUAUUAAUGAUUUAUUUUUGCAACUAUAGUUUUGAACUUUAUUCGAAAUCUGUAAUUUCGUGUAUCUCAUAGUUAACGUUGUAAAAUAAAACAAUUACCAGUGUAAUUGGACUCCAUAUUAACCUCCCCACCCAUUCAGCUCUGCGUAGUUGAACAAUAGUACGUGUCGGGAUAAUAAUUUAAAAAUGCAAGCCAUAAAGUGUGUGGUUGUUGGUGAUGGUGCCGUUGGUAAAACAUGUCUUCUUAUCAGCUACACAACUAAUGCCUUUCCGGGAGAAUAUAUACCUACAGUAUUCGACAAUUAUUCAGCAAAUGUGAUGGUUGAUGGCAAGCCGAUCAAUCUGGGACUAUGGGAUACAGCUGGUCAGGAAGAUUACGACAGGUUACGACCACUGUCUUACCCACAAACGGAUGUAUUUUUAAUAUGCUUCUCACUUGUAAAUCCUGCUUCAUUCGAAAACGUCAGAGCUAAGUGGUACCCUGAAGUUAGACAUCACUGCCCUACCACACCCAUAAUUCUUGUCGGAACAAAGCUGGAUCUGCGCGAGGACAAAGAAACAAUCGAAAAACUGAAAGAAAAGAAGCUUCAGCCAAUCACCUAUCCCAUGGGCUUGUCAAUGGCGAAAGAAAUCGGAGCCGUGAAGUACCUAGAAUGCAGCGCCCUCACCCAGAAGGGCCUCAAGACAGUUUUCGACGAGGCGAUUCGCGCCGUGCUCUGUCCCGUGCUGCAUGUACCGCACCGACGGAAAUGCGUCAUCGUCUAGAAACAGCACAAAACCGAGCGCAAAAAGAGAAAACAUAUAAGGUGAUCUAGCAAUUGUACGUUCGUAAUAUAAUAAUACAUUGUUGUCGUCAAUAGAGAGAGAGAAAGAGCAUCCACCUGUUCGAAAGUAAUUCAAUCAUUACCAAUCAACAAAUUUGUUGAUGAAAGUAAUGAUACUUUGUCUCCAAAGUUCAGCCAAACUAAAAGAGACUACUAUUAAAAUUGGUCCUAGAAAUAGAUAGUUGGUUGUUAUAAGUGAGGAGGAAGUCCAACUAUGAUAACUUAGUCUACCAUUCGCACAAUUUAUGUUAUGUUUAAAAUUAUUAUUAAUAUUAUAUUGAAAAUCUUCGAGUUUAUUUUUAGAUAUUAUUGAGAUGCACAACAGAUUAAUGUCGUCAUUAAUGUUCGAAAUUUCGUUGAUUGAUGAGGUUAGAUUAGUAGAGGUAGUAGAGUGUACAUGGAACAACAAACUGGCGUUUUACAAUGAGAAUAUAUCAACAAACUACAUAAUAAUGAACCUCUGAUCUUGGCAGAUAUAGAAAGAAUUGUAGUGUGAUGACAAUGUUCGAAGCUGACGUUUCAAACGAAUCAAUAAGAAGAAAGUCAUACUUGAUGGCAAUUUGAUUAGAUAAGAUUUGAAACAAUUUACUAUUUGUGAGUUUCGAUAUUGAAUUGAAAUAGAUUGUCUUGCUCGGGUGAAAAAAGUUAAUGAUAUAUGAGGAACUAUAUUUUAGAAAAUUUUUGUCCAAUCUCCAUUGAAUUUUAAGCAAACUAAGCCGUAGUUCAAAAAGUUGAUACAACGUGUCAAUUGUUCAGAUUUAUAAAUUUGGUUGAGUUGAAAAACUAGCUAGAUAGUUCCUGAUGAACAUUAACUUCAAUUUUAUGGUAAACGGUUAGAGUUUCAGUUAUAUGAAUAAAAACCUUAAUGAUAGUGUUUUAAAAAUUUCAUGUCCACAAAAGUACGAACGUUUAAUAUUGCCAUCUACAAUCUUGAAAAUGUAAUAUUACUGUGAAGUAGUAAUGAAUGUAAAUAAUCAACACUUGAUCAUUCUACUAUUUUUGAUUAUUUCUUGCUAAACAAAACGCUUUGUUCAAUUUUCAUAAUAAACUGUGUUCAUGGUUGAGAAUAAUUCCAAAAUGUUAUUAUUAUUGAAUAGUAAAUUUCUAAUUAUUUUUAUAAUCAAAUAUACUAGAAAUAAACAGUGAUGAUUAUCAUUAUAAUAUAUUAACAUUGUUAUACUGGUUUAUAAUAAUUAAUUACAUGUGUAUAAUCAACUUUUGUACAUACGUGUAAAAUGUCAGUGUCUGUCAUAUAUAAAUGUCAUAAAUAAUCGUGCAGUAUUUGAAAAUUUAACGUUAUCAUUUACUGAAGAAGUGGGUUUCGAAAUGAAAACUGAUUUCUCAAAAUCUAUGUUUUUAGUGUUGAAUUUGAAUGAAAAAAAUGAAUGAAUUUAAUCUAUGUGUAUCAAUGUAAUACUGAUAUCAAUUUUUAUAUAUGCUAUUCAAUUUUACUGUGUCAAAUUUAUUUUUAUCUCUAAAGUCUGUUACUUUAGUUUGGAAGAUUGAAGACAAAAUAAGAAGAAAAAGGAGAUUGAAGAAUAAUAAAGAAUAUCUACCACAAAGAAGUGAGAAGAAAGCUAAAAGAGUUUAACAAGAAAAAAGAAGCAGAUAUAGAAUGAGAAUAACAAAAAAUAUUAUAGAAUAUGUAAGAAGAAGAAUAUAUGUAGAAAGAAGAAUAGAAAAUGAAUAAAUAAAAGAAAUUUGAAGAAUAAGAAGAAAAAAAAUAAUAUUGGUUCAUAACUCCUUUAUAUAGUCUUUCAGAAGGUUUGAACAGAUAGAUUGCAUAUUCCCCUUUAAAUUUUUCCCUCAAUUUUGUUCAUAGCAUCUCAGUCUGUUAUUUACUGGACGGUAAAGGUGUUAUCCUUCUCGAAUGUAAUACAAUAUUCUCAAGUAAUCUGUUAUUUCUUAUUGGAACUAGACUUUCAUAAAAAUACUAAUUUAUUAAACUUGUUUAGAAAAUAAGAUAAUAGUCCAGUUCUCAAGAAUUAAGAAAAUGUUGGAAUUAGCUGUGUUUAAGGUUCGAACUUUUGACGUGUAGCGAUAUUUAUAGACUUUUAAAUUAUAAAAUUGAUAAAUUUAAAUUCAGCUGGUCUGUCAAUUUGGAUAAAUAUUUUAAUAAUUAAAGUGGUUAGGAAAUUGAACAAAUUGAAUCAUUAAUGUAUUUUAUGUAGAGCUAAACGCUGAACUGCUCUUUAGUUAGGAAACGGAACUCUGUAGUUUGAGUUUAACAUUAAUUGCAGUCGAUCUUACAUGAACUAACCUAACUAUAGUAGGUUUUAAUGUUUUUUGUUUGAAAACAUUACAUUCAGACUAUUCUCCAGUAUCUGAAAGUACUGUAUUUUAAUAGAUUUAAUUUGCUGAUCUACAUAUUCUCAUAAAGUCUGAGAUCCUGAGACUUAUGCAUGAUGCUCAAUGCUACAAAGAUACUAGGUUGAAUAAACUCAUUUUCAACUGAAUUUUAACGCAAAAUUUGUUAAUUAAAUUUCAUGCCAACUUGAAAGAUUCAAGUUCAAUAAAGUUACUUCAUGUACCGUUAGAGUUACUAUUUCAACUUUCCUAAGUUGGCUAUAAUGAGAUUUAUCUAAUUUGCGAAUAACUUUUCUCAUAAUGUUGCUUGUUAUUUAUAAUUAUUAUGUAAAACUGUUACAAAAUAUUGAUUAAUCUAGUUUAGCCGCUAUAGAAUUGGUUAUAUAUUAUUGAUAUUGUAUUAUAACUAUAUUAUUAGAACUAUUGAAAUUUUGAAUUGACUAUUCCUUAUAAUUUUCCUAUAACAAUCCAAGAUUUUGAAAAUAAUACGGAUUAUAGGCUUGGAUUGUGAUAUGAAAUGUUGAUAUUUUUUUUAAUCAAUAAAGUAGUUUCUGUAUACAUUGUCUUACGUUAUUAUUUCAUGAAUACUUGUUUAACAUUGGAGCACGUUUAAUUUAUAUUAUGUUGCAUUUCUCAGCUGUCUAUUAUAGUGUAAUUGAGUAGAGAUUUUAUUAUAUAUCUUAUUUGAUAAAUUUAUUAUAAUGUUCUAGAACUGUACUCUGGAGUGUGUAUGGCUUCACAUUGAAUUAUUAUCAAUAGAUGUGAUCCGCAAUUAAUAUUUAUAUUACGCUUUGAAACGUUUUUAAAUUUUCAAUAUAUUUUACAUAGUAGUUUUAAGCUUUUGAAUCGUUCUUCCAGCAAAUUUUGCAUUCUAUUUUAGGUUUAACACGAAUUUCAUUGGUUACAAUCAGUUUAAAUUAUUAGGUUCUUUCCAAACGUAUAAAGUUAUAAUUAUUAUAUAGAAUAUAGUUUUAUAAAGUGAAGGUCUUAGGCCGUAGUUAUUAGCUCUAUCAUCCUAAUAAUCUGUAAAAUUUCUACUGGAUAAAUGCCAUAAAGAUGUGAGAACUAAAUAUUCAUAAAUUGAUUUUUAAAGAUGGUUAUCAAUCAAUCAAUUCCAAAAAAAUGGUUCCCAUCUAUAUUUCAUUGGUUGAAAUAUAAUACAAUGGAAUAUCUGUCACAGUAUUCAAGUAAAAAGGUAGGAUAUUGAAGUGUUUUGGAAGAAGUUGAAAGGAUUUAUGGUCAGUAUUUAGGUUUGACAAUAAAUUCAAAGUUGAACCUUGAAGAACCCUGAUUUCUUUGUACAAUAAUGUCCUCAAUAAUCUUGUAACAAUUUAUUGUUCCCAACAUUUUUUCAAUCAACCAAUUUUCUUGUAAUGGAACAAACUGUGUGAAACUUGGCUAAAAUCCUAUUUAUUUAAGUCUGUUAUGUAGCUUGUAGUUGAACUGAAAUAUAACUGUGUCCGAUUUUAAAAUUCUCUUUCAUUGUGGCUAAUCUCAAGCAUGAAGUUCUAAAGAUAUAGUUUGUAAAUAACAAAAAGUUUCAGAGACGAUAAUAAAUAUCUACGUUUCUGGUUUCAGAUUACGAGUACUAAUAUUGUUUCAAGUGAAUAGUAAUAUUGUUAAUGAACAACGCACAAGUCGUUGAAAUAAAUAUUUUUGUACAUACAAAACAAAUAAUAGGCAAUGAGUGUGCUUUCCAUAUGUCUUCAGGGAAUAUCUGAAUUUUUAUUGGAUUUCAAUCGUAAUGAUUAAUGUUUUGUUGAUUUUUAUCAUUUGCGGUAAGUUUAUUCAUCCUAAUAAACAAUUUUAACGCAUUUUAGCUUCUUUUCUAUAUUUUUUCGAUUAUCAUUUACUGUACUGUAUUUGAUCAUUUAAAUCAAUAUUGCAGUUUACUUAUUCAAUUAUGUAUGAUUUAUUGUAUAUACCUAUCUAUGACAUUUUGUUAACUGUAUGUUUUUUAAAAUACAUAAAUAAUAUUUAAUUCUAAAAACAA